AUGACCCGCAGCCGGACGUGGGCAUUUUUCUGGCUGGUGUCACUGCUCCUGGCGUCUCUGAUCUGGUUCAUUUCGGUCCAUCUCAGCGACCGGGAGGAUGCCAAGCUGCAGUAUGGCCUCCUCAUCUUCGGUGCUGCCGUCUCCGUCCUGCUGCAGGAGGCUUUCAGAUUUGCCUACUUCAAGCUGCUGAAGAAAGCGGAUGAAGGCCUGGCAACAAUCAGCGAGGAUGGCCGGUCCCCCAUCUCCCUCAGGCAGAUGGCUUACGUCUCAGGCCUGUCCUUUGGCAUCAUCAGUGGCGUGUUUUCCGUCAUUAACAUCUUGGCAGACUCCAUUGGGCCAGGCAUCGUUGGGAUCCAUGGGGACUCACCAUACUACUUCAUCACAUCUGCAUUCCUCACCAUGGCCCUCGUCUUGCUCCACACCUUCUGGGGAGUGAUCUUCUUCGACGCCUGUGAAAAACGCCGCUACUGGUGCCUGGGGCUGGUGGUUGCCAGUCACCUCCUCACCUCGGGGCUGACGUUCCUGAACCCCUGGUAUGAAGCCAGCCUGGUCCCUAUCUUCAUCAUCACCCUCUGCACGGGCCUCUGGGCCUUCUUCACUGCUGGGGGGUCCUUCCGCAACAUCCUCAAGUGCCUCUCCUGUAAGCAGGAGGACGACAGCAGAGUGAUGAUGUACUCCGCACUGCAGGUGCCUUUCGAGGACUGAGCGGUGGGCGCAGCCCUGCCUGCUCCUGCUGCCUGCACUGCCUGUGCUGCUGCCGUACCCAAGUGCCCUCUUUUCGGCAGCUGGAAGAUCACGAUGCUGCCUUUGCCUCUGCGGUUUGCUCCUCUGGUGCUGCCGCCUGGCCUGCCCCUGGCCCCUCUCCGUGACACAAGAGGUGGCUCUGUGUCCUGUCCCGCUCCAGAGGGGAUUUUCGGGGUCUGACUGGUGCUCGUGAGCAACCCUGUUAGCUUUGUUAGUGAAUUCUGUUAGACUUUUUUCCUUACAGGGUAUGGCUGCAGGGGGAGUGCAGGGGAGGCAGGAGCCAGGGGCCAGGUGCCCUGUGGUACAGCUGG
Molecule: messenger RNA, 1055 nt
Organism: Haliaeetus leucocephalus (bald eagle)
Lineage: Eukaryota; Metazoa; Chordata; Aves; Accipitriformes; Accipitridae
Gene: APH1A
Product: APH1A gamma secretase subunit
Exons: 7
Coding region: 1-705 (234 amino acids)
Biological process (GO): Notch signaling pathway; Notch receptor processing; protein processing
Cellular component (GO): membrane; gamma-secretase complex; endoplasmic reticulum
Molecular function (GO): protein-macromolecule adaptor activity
Source: RefSeq, a predicted model, not a curated record